Messenger RNA from Sabethes cyaneus, 1175 nucleotides. It is a transcript of the gene Wdr82, whose product is annotated as WD repeat-containing protein 82. Bases 115 to 1059 code for a protein of 314 amino acids. Gene Ontology annotation, molecular function: chromatin binding; protein binding. The transcript is spliced from 2 exons. Lineage: Eukaryota; Metazoa; Arthropoda; Insecta; Diptera; Culicidae. Gene Ontology annotation, cellular component: Set1C/COMPASS complex. The record is from RefSeq and is a predicted model, not a curated record.
UUUAGCAUUUUGUACUUUCGCAUUUUGUUGAAAAACUCCAAAAGUAUCCUGUAUUUCAUUGCCAAACGGACCUGUGUCUUUUUCUACCCCAUCAAGCUGUCUACCGUAAUAAAAAUGAAGCUGAUCGACUCGGUCGUUCGAAGCUUCAAGGUCGCUAAAGUGUUCCGCGAAAACACGGACAAGAUCAACGCGAUUGACUUUUCCUCCAAUGGGGAAAUGCUAAUUAGCUGCAGCGAGGAUGAUCAAAUUGUGCUGUACGAUUGCGAAAAGGGAACUCAGAUUCGAACGGUGAACUCGAAAAAGUACGGCGUUGAUUUGAUUCAUUUCACCCACGCAAACAACACGGCCAUUCACAGCUCUACCAAGGUAGACGACACAAUCCGGUACCUUAGCCUGCACGACAACAAAUAUCUGCGCUACUUUCCGGGUCACACGAAAAAAGUUAUUUCCCUGAACAUAUCACCCGUGGAGGACACUUUCCUAUCCGGUUCGCUAGAUAAAACGUUGCGCCUGUGGGAUCUACGGUCGCCGAAUUGCCAAGGCGUGAUGCACCUGAAUGGGCGGCCAGUGGCCGCAUAUGAUCCAGAGGGGCUUAUUUUUGCUGCCGGUGUGAAUUCGGAAAGCAUUAAACUGUACGAUCUGCGAUCGUUCGAUAAGGGACCAUUUGUGACGUUUAAACUGAAUCAGGAAAAGGAGUGUGACUGGACGGGUUUAAAAUUCUCUCGGGACGGAAAGACUAUCUUGAUCAGUACGAACGGCUCUAUUAUUCGACUGAUUGACGCCUUCCACGGAACACCACUGCAGACUUUUACCGGGCAUUUAAACAACAAAGGUGUACCGAUAGAGGCUUCCUUCAGCCCUGAUUCACAAUUCAUCUUUUCGGGAAGCACCGACGGACGGGUGCACGUGUGGAAUGCCGAUACCGGGUACAAAAUUUGCGUCCUCAACGGUGACCACCCGGGCCCGAUUCAAUGUGUGCAGUUCAAUCCGAAAUACAUGAUGCUAGCUUCGGCCUGCACCAACAUGGCAUUCUGGCUACCAACGUCCGAGGAUGCCUAGUGUAGCAAGCUUCUUUUGUAAUAAUCCCAUUGGGAGAAGAUAAUUAACGUGGAAAUCAACUAUUUUUAGUUAAAUGGUUAAUUUAUAGCUAUUGAUAAGGAAAAAUAAACGUUUCU